Ylistrum balloti is the source of this 711-nucleotide messenger RNA. RefSeq names its product DPY30 domain-containing protein 1-like. The record is from RefSeq and is a predicted model, not a curated record. NCBI's taxonomy places the organism in Eukaryota, Metazoa, Mollusca, Bivalvia, Pectinida, Pectinidae. Bases 1 to 570 code for a protein of 189 amino acids. The transcript is spliced from 4 exons. Gene Ontology annotation, cellular component: Set1C/COMPASS complex.
AUGGAUUCUGCCUAUCUCAAGAAACAGCUAGGGUCUUGCCUUGCUGCCUGCUUAUCAGAAGUAGCAGAAAAAAGACCCAGGGAUCCAGUAGAGUACAUUGCACAAUGGUUGUACAAGAUGAAAGAAAACGAACAAUACAAAGCUCAAAAAGAAAAUGAAAAGAGGAUGCUAAUUCUGGAACAAGACAACUUUGAAAAAGAGAAGGAAAUACAAGCAAAAAGGAAAGAAGAAGCUAUGAAAAUUGCAGAAGAAGAUGAAGAGAGAAGAAAGGCUGAGGAGGAGCGUGCUAAGAAGGAGAGUUCAUCCCCAACUAAGCUGCCACCAGUGAUGGAGGCACAGGAGCCCACAGAGGAAGAAAUCAAACCAACAGUGGCUCAAAUCCAGGAAGAGGCUGCACCAGAGGUAACAGAGGAGGCAGAAAAACCUAGCGAGGCAACAGAAACACCUGCAGAAGAAGCACAGAAACCAAGUGAGGAGACAACAGAGGAGGUGUCUGUACCAAAAGAGGAGGACGGUGAGCAAGCAAAGGAGGAAGGAGGAGAGGCUCCACCAGAGCAAGAAGCAUCGUAGAUAGAUAUACCUGAUAGUUCAAGUCACAAAAAUCAAAACAUCAUAUCAUUGACAAUGAGGCAUUUACUAAUAUGUAGAUAGGAUAUAAAAAGUUGUCUGGAAAGUGUCUAAAGAUGAAUCAAAGGAAACCUUCAACUAUUU